AUGAUCACUAUCCCGUGGAAUGUCAUCUCUGGAUGGGGCACGCCCAAGAUUAUCCCUUAUGCGCCCCUUUCCCUUGACCCCUCAUGUACUGUCCUUCAUUAUGCUCAGACGGUAUUCGAAGGAAUGAAAGCCUACCGAGAUGAGAACAACAAGGUCACCAUGUUCAGGCCAGAUAUGAAUAUGAAGCGAAUGAACCGAAGUGCGGCCCGUAUAUCCUUGCCUACGUUCGAUGGAGAAGAGAUGCUUGAGAUUAUCAAAACACUUGUUAAGCUUGACUCACACUGGAUUCCUCAAGAGCCAGGACACAUUGGAACGCAACGAGCCCUAGGUGUUGCCCCGCCCACCGAAGCUUUGAUGUUCGUAAUUUGCAGCCCAGUUGGGCCCUACUAUAAAAACGGAUUCAAGCCGGUACGAUUGCUCGCAACCAGCAACUUUAUUCGUGCGGCACCCGGAGGAACUGGUGGAUACAAACUUGGGGCAAACUAUGCCCCAGGCGUUGUGCCUCAAGUUCUGGCGGCCAAGGAGGGUUAUGACCAAAACCUCUGGUUGCUCGGGGACGAACAUUAUCUGACCGAGGUCGGGACGAUGAACCUGCUUGUGGUAUUCAAACACCCUGAUGGUACAACCGAGCUUGCUACCCCUCCCUUGGAGGAUGUUAUUCUUCCUGGCGUAACACGCGACUCUAUUCUCGCGCUUGCACGUGACCACGAGUCCGGAAAAGCGCGUAUCCCUGGUUUGCCUAAUGAUCUGAAGGUUAGGGAGCGCCAUAUUAAGAUGGAGGAAGUCAAGGCAGCAGCAGAAUCAGGAAAUCUACUCGAGGUUUUCGGUGCUGGUACGGCCGCGAUCGUUUGCCCGGUCAAGGCGAUAGGAUACCAAGGGAAGGACAUUGAUAUCCCGGUUGGCGAUCAAGGAAUGGGCCCGGUGUGCAAGGCCAUUCUUGAUCAGAUUGUAGCUCGUCAAAUGGGCACCGUCGAGAGUGAUUGGAGUGUGGUGGUAACAGAGGGGACUAAAGGCAGCUUGAAAGGUCCUAAACCCAUUGCUUAA
Rhizoctonia solani is the source of this 1044-nucleotide messenger RNA. Its product is annotated as amino-transferase class IV protein. The record is from RefSeq and is a predicted model, not a curated record. Gene Ontology annotation, biological process: L-leucine biosynthetic process; L-valine biosynthetic process. The transcript is spliced from 7 exons. Gene Ontology annotation, molecular function: branched-chain-amino-acid:2-oxoglutarate transaminase activity. NCBI's taxonomy places the organism in Eukaryota, Fungi, Basidiomycota, Agaricomycetes, Cantharellales, Ceratobasidiaceae. The coding region runs from base 1 to 1044 and encodes 347 amino acids. Gene Ontology annotation, cellular component: mitochondrion.